CCUCACCCUCACCCUCACUCCACCCCACUCCUCGUCGAGCCUCGCACCCCCACACACGCCGCGCCGCGUGCUCCUCACUCCCUCCUGGUUCCGCCUCGCCUUGCCCUGCCAUCCCUUAGACGCCCGCGCGUGCACUGCUGGACCCGCCUAGCCCCCACACCCAUCCCUCCGCCAUGCAGCCGCAGUCCUACAACAUGCAGCCGCGGCCACACACGCCCGUCGGCGGCUCGUACGAUGCGUACGCCCCGCGCGGCGCGCCCGGCACGCCCGGCACCUUUGCCAGCGACGCCGGCGCCAAGCGCCACAGCGACGUGCCCAGCACGUACUUCUUCAACAAGGAGGGCGGCCCGGCAGCACUGGCAGCCAGCGAUACCGGUGCCAUGGCACCCGUCAAGGCGCGCGGCGGCCCGCUCGGCUUCGUGCGCCGGCGGCCAGUCCUCACUGGCCUGCUCGUGCUGCUCCUCGUGGCCAUCGGCGUCGGCGCGGGUGUGGGCGCGAGCAUGGCCAUGAAGUCUUCCUCGUCGCCCGCCAACGCCAGCGCGGCCAACGAGGGCUCGAAGAACUCCGGCGCCGGCACGCACACUGGCGGCUCCACGGAGAGCCCCAGCAGCGGCAACACCACGAGCAGCACCAACACGACCGCCGCCGCGCCCGCCUUUACGCCGUUCGAGCAGUGGAGCUUCACGGACCCGAACAAGAAGAUGUUCGGCGUGUCGCUCGGCAACUGGCUCGUGCUGGAGCGCUGGAUGAACGAGGACUGGAUGAUCCAGCAGGGCGGCGACAACGCCGUCGACGAGUGGACGCUCACGCAGAUUCUCGGCAACAAGGCCCAGGACGUGCUGUCGGCGCACUGGGACUCGUGGGUCACCGAGGCCGAGCUGGACAAGCUGCAGGCCGUCGGCAUCAACUACAUCCGCAUUCCCGUCGGCUACUGGGCCUUCAUUCCCGCCGCCAACGGCGAGCCGUACCUGGCGAUGGCGGGCCAGAAGGAGCAGAUGGACAAGGUGCUCGGCUGGAUGUCGACGCGCGGCAUGUACGCCAUGAUCGACCUGCACGGCAUGCCCGGCUCGCAGAACGGCGACCAGUCGUGCGGCCACACCACCGACACGAUCAACUGGUUCAGCAGCUACAACCAGGGCCUCUCGGACCAGACCGUCGACGCCGUCAUUGCGUGGAUCAACCAGAACAAGUACAAGUCGCUCAUCUCGUCGGUCGGCGUCGUCAACGAGCCGCGGCCGAACGGCAACAGCGGCCGUCUCGCAACCCUGACGUCCUUCUACGAGCGCAGCUACGAGAAGCUCAAGUCCAACAACCUCACCAUGUUCUUCCACCACGGCUUCAUCACCGGCGGCUCGCCGCUCGACUACUGGCGCGACUUUGCGACGGGCAAGGACCCCAACUACCUCGUGUACGAGGACCACCCGUACCCCGGCUACUUCCCGCUCAACACGGACCAGGACAACAUGAUCAGCCGCGUCUGCCAGCUGGCGCAGAACGCCGUCGGCUUCCCGAUCCCGAUGGCCAUCACCGAGUGGAGCGCCGUCAACGGCGGCGGCACCUUUGCCUUCACGAAGCAGUACUACAACACGCAGGUCUCGGCGUGGGCGUGGUCGGCGGGCUCGGUGUUCUGGUCCUUCAAGCUCAUGCACAGCAGCACCAAGGUGCUCGCCGUCGCCGACUACCUGCAGGACCAGUACUCGAUGCUCACGAUGAUCGACCAGGGCGUCAUCACGGCGCCCGCCGCCGGCCAGUCGGCGUUCGACGGCAUCAAGGCGCUGCCGAACCAGCAGUGCGGCAACAUCCCCACGCCGCGCUGGACGAACCCGUCGCGCCAGACGGCCGGCUACCAGGGCCGGCGACGCGACGUCGCCGCCGCCGACGGCCUCGUGCGCCGCACGCGCUCCAAGCGUGCGCUUUGAGCGUGCCGUCGCUUGCCUCGCUUCCUCUCCUGCCUCGGCUGCCCGGGCAGCGUCUUACUCUCGUUCCGGCUUCGCCUUCGGCCUUGUACGCCUCAUCGUAUUACCACCCCACCCACAUUCGUUCUGCUGCC
Molecule: messenger RNA, 2050 nt
Organism: Tilletiopsis washingtonensis
Lineage: Eukaryota; Fungi; Basidiomycota; Exobasidiomycetes; Entylomatales
Product: glycoside hydrolase
Exons: 5
Coding region: 174-1919 (581 amino acids)
Biological process (GO): glucan catabolic process
Cellular component (GO): cell surface; extracellular region
Molecular function (GO): beta-glucosidase activity
Source: RefSeq, a predicted model, not a curated record